This is a messenger RNA of Aspergillus versicolor CBS 583.65, 237 nucleotides long. RefSeq lists its product as uncharacterized. The coding region runs from base 1 to 237 and encodes 78 amino acids. The transcript is spliced from 3 exons. NCBI's taxonomy places the organism in Eukaryota, Fungi, Ascomycota, Eurotiomycetes, Eurotiales, Aspergillaceae. The record is from RefSeq and is a predicted model, not a curated record.
AUGGGAAACGGAGCAAAGGCCGCCUCCAAGCGCGAGCGCAACGCCAAAGACGCCAAGGGCACUGGAAAGUCGCAGCUCAAGACCAAUGAGGCUGCAAAGGACAUCAUGUGCAUGGUCUGCCGGUCGACGUUCCUCAAGACAACCCGCGGCCCGGCCUUGACGGAGCAUGCGGCGAAUAAGCAUAGCAAGACGCUGCAGGAUUGUUUCCCGGGUUUUGUGGAGGUUCCUAAGAAAUAG